Fusarium vanettenii 77-13-4 is the source of this 7563-nucleotide messenger RNA. RefSeq lists its product as uncharacterized. Gene Ontology annotation, molecular function: oxidoreductase activity; 3-oxoacyl-[acyl-carrier-protein] synthase activity; phosphopantetheine binding. The transcript has 10 exons. The record is from RefSeq and is a predicted model, not a curated record. Gene Ontology annotation, biological process: secondary metabolite biosynthetic process; fatty acid biosynthetic process. Bases 1 to 7563 code for a protein of 2520 amino acids. NCBI's taxonomy places the organism in Eukaryota, Fungi, Ascomycota, Sordariomycetes, Hypocreales, Nectriaceae.
AUGUUGUCAAACGCCACGCAACAGCCACAGCCCGUCCAGCGCCAUGAUACCCUCCAUGGUACCAUCAAUGAAACCUCCCCUUAUCCGUUGAACGGAAACAGCAUUGACCAUGUCCCUUUGAACGGACAUGGCCAUGGCAUCCAACCUUCUUUGAACCGCAACCCUACCAAUCCACGCCCCAUUGCCAUCUGCGGCAUGGCGCUACGUCUCCCAGGAGGCAUCAAAGACCCUGAAGCCUUCUGGGACGUGCUCAUCAACGGCAAAGACCUCCAAGCUCCAAUCCCAUCAACUCGUUGGAACGCAGCCGGCUUUACCAACAAGCUUGGUAACCGCAGUUCCAUCGCCGCCCAGAAGGGUUACUUUCUCUCAGAUGACCUUUCCACUCUCGACACCUCUUUCUUCACCAUGAGUAAGAGGGAACUUGAGAGGUGUGAUCCACAGCAGCGAAAGCUUCUGGAGAUUACUCGUGAAGUUUUGGAGAGUGCCGGGGUCACAGAGUUUCGUGGUAAGCCAAUUGGCUGUUAUGUUGGAACGUUUGGUGAGGAUUGGCUUCAGAUGAGUGGCAAGGAGGACCAACACAUUGGGGGGUACCCCCUGGCCGCCUACGGUGACCUCAUCCUUGCCAACCGCAUCUCCUUUGAGUAUGACCUGAAAGGUCCAAGCAUGGUCAUCAAGACUGGCUGUUCAGCCUCUCUUGUUGGCUUACACGAGGCUUGCCGAGCCAUCCAGAGUGGGGACUGCUCCUCUGCUAUUGUUGCUGGCGCCAACUUGGUCAUGGGCCCCAUUCCCACGUCCGUCAUGGCCGGUGAGGGCAUGCUCUCCCCAGACGGUUCUUGCAAGACUUUUGAUGCCUCGGCCAAUGGGUAUGCUCGUGGUGAGGCCAUCAAUGCCCUCUACAUCAAGCCCCUGGAUGACGCCAUUCGUGACAACAACCCUAUCAGGGCUAUUAUUCGGAACACUGCUACUAACAGUGAUGGAAAGAGUCAGGGCAUCUUGGCCCCCAACGGUGCCUCACAUGAGGCGCUCAUGCGCAAGGUCUACGGUGACAUUGGUCUAGACCCGGGCAAAACUGCAUUUGUCGAGUGUCAUGGGACCGGGACACCAACUGGUGAUCCUAUCGAGGCCACUGCCGUCGGCAAUGUCUUUGGACAGCACGGUGUCUACAUUGGAUCUGUCAAGCCAAACACCGGACACUCUGAAGGAGCGUCAGGUAUCACCAGCAUCAUCAAGGCUGUGCUCGCUCUAGAGAACAACACCAUCCCCCCGAACAUCAAGUUCAACAACCCGAACCCCAAGAUCCCCUUUGAUACCAAGAAGCUCAGGGUUCCCACCGAGCCUGAGUCAUGGCCAGAAGGUCGGGACAAGAGAGUGAGCGUCAACUCUUUUGGCAUCGGUGGCUCCAAUGCCCAUGUCAUUCUCGACGCACCUUCGAACUUGGACAUCCAGCCUCAAAGAUCACCAAGCCCCAAACUCAUCGUCACAUCUGCCAACACGAGUGUGUCUCUAAAGCAGUACCUUUCGACCGCCCAAAACUACCUCGCACAACACCCACAGAACGCCCCCGACAUGGCAUACACGCUACUCCACCAUCGCCAGUCCUUCUCUCAUCGUGCAUUCAUGGUGGUCAAGGCAGACGGCUCGCUGGUCGAGACGUCCUCCCCCGCCAGGGCUCCAAGCUCAGCUCCUGGAGUUGUCAUGGUCUUCAACGGUCAGGGCGCUCAGUGGCCCGAGAUGGGAAAGCAGCUCUUCGAGACAGAUGCCUACUUCAGAGAAGACGUGCUGAAGAUGAACGAUAUCCUCAAGUCUUUGAUACAUCCUCCUAGUUGGAACCUCCAAGAUGAACUCUUUGCCCCUCGAAACCAAAGUCGGGUCCAUCAAGCCGAGCUCUCCCAGCCUCUCUGUACAGCACUGCAGCUUGCACUUGUCCGUCACUUGCAGCGUGCUGGCAUUCGCCCCUCGGGAGUCGUCGGCCACUCCAGUGGAGAGAUCGCGGCAGCAUACGCAGCCGGUGCUAUUUCCCUGGAAGAGGCCAUCAUCACCGCCUACUAUCGAGGCUACGUGACCACUCUUCAGACUCGAGUGGGCGGCAUGGGUGCUGUUGGCCUAGGUGUGCAAGAUGUGUCGAAGUACAUCCAAGAUGGCAUCGUCGUCGCCUGUGAUAACAGUCCUGAGAGUGUCACGCUGUCUGGCGAUGUGGAAGUACUGGACAAGGUGCUCGGCACCAUCAAGGCAGAGAACCCCGAUACUCUGACCAGGAGACUCAAAGUCGAGAUCGCCUACCAUUCAGACCAUAUGAAGCCUUUGGCAACUCAGUACAAAGACCUGAUGGAGCCUGAGCUUGCAAGGCGAGAUCUGAAGCGACCCGCUACCAUCGACAUUCCCUUCUUCUCGUCUGUCACAGGUAAGAUGAUUACUUCUGGUGGCGAUCUGGGCCCGGAUUACUGGAUCUCCAACCUUACUUCGCGGGUUCGCUUCACUUCAGCCGUCAGCAAGGCCCUUCAAGAUCUCUCAAACAGUGUCUUUGUCGAGAUUGGACCUCAUUCUACCCUCUCUGGACCACUUCGCCAAAUCUCGACUGCUGUUGGCGCAGACUAUCGUUACGUCUCUACCCUCAAACGCAGCGGCGACUCUUCUUACAACUUGCUGUCUACCUUUGGCCAGUUGCACCAGAAAGGAGUCCCCUUGGACUGGUCAGCCAUUGUCCCUAAAGGCAGAGUCUUGACCAACCUGCCCAGCUACGCCUGGGAUUACAGCAGCGGGUCAUUUUGGUACGAGACUCGCUUGUCUAGAGAAUCGAGGUUCCGCGAGUUUGGCCACCAUCGUCUCCUAGGUCUUCGCAACCCACACACUUCCACCCUGGAACCGGCUUGGCGCAACAAUUUGACACUUGAAGACGAGCCCUGGUUGGGUGACCACAUGGUCGGGUCUGAUGUUGUCUUUCCGUUCGCUGGUUACAUCACCAUGGCUGGUGAGGCUAUUCGUCAGACGACAGGCAUCUCAGAGGGCUAUCGAGUGCAAGAUGCCACGGCACGAUCUGCAAUGGUGUUGUCCGACCAACCUGUUGAAGUGGUGACGACGCUGAGGCCUGUCAACCUCUCUGACACAUCUGUGUUCAGAUGGUUUACUUUUACCAUCGUCUCUCACAAUGGGUCUUCCUGGACUCUUCACUUUGAGGGCCAGGUCAAGGCAUGCAAUGAAGCCUUGAUUCCUUCACUUACGCCGGCCACCGACGCCCUUGUCCGUCCCGUUGCCUCUACCGGCUGGUACGAUGCGCUGGAACACAUCGGCCUUGUAUACGGCCCCGAGUUCCAAGCACUCGAGGAUAUCGUCACUUCAGCUACAGAGAACCUUGCUGUUGCCAAGGUCACCAACAAGAGUCGGCAGAGCGAUGAAGCCUUCCUCUUUCAUCCAGCCACCAUGGACAACUGUCUUCAGCUGCUUCUUGCAGCUACAACAAGAGGUCUUGGCAGGAACUUUGGCCAGCUUCGUGUACCUACCAGUAUCGAGGACUUGGUUGUCAGACGCAGCUCUACUAGCAUGGACGUCGUGGCCUCAGCUCAAGCCCUUGAUGACCUUUCUGUCGAGGUUGUCACAGAGGGCAAAGUUGCACUUCGUCUCACCGGCUUGCAGCUGACGCCUGUCGAUGACGGACAUGACCAGCAACAAGAGCGCCAUGCAGCUGCGCGUCUUGAGUGGUUGCCGGACUUUGACCUGAUGGAUCACAAGUCUCUCUUCAGUUCGACACGGUCAGACUUGAAGGAAGCGCGGAUGCAUGAGGAGAUGACCCUUCUCUGCAUUCUGGAAACCGCUGAGAAAGUUCGGGAUCUCGAGCCCGGCAGCUGGCACUUUGACAAGUUCCGCAAGUGGCUGGAGAUGGAGAUCGAGCGUGCCAGACAAGGCACAUACCCCAUCGUCGAGCAGAGCAGGGACUUUGCUGAGAUGUCGUCCCCACAACGCCGUGUCAUGAUCGAUCAGUACUAUGAGACCCUGGUUCAGAGUACCACAAGAGCAUUCUUUGCCGUUGGUCUCAAAGCCAUCUACGACAACUGCGAGGGUAUUUUCACUGGCGAGGUCGAUGCUCUCCAAACUCUCAUGAAAGACAACGUUCUAGCCGAGAUCUACAACGCCGUGAGCUUUGGGAAAGGAGACUUCUUGAAGCUUUUGGCACACUCAAGACCAGACCUCCGCAUCCUCGAGGUCGGUGCUGGAACUGGCGGGACAACUGAGAUGAUCUUGCGCAACUUGGCUAGACCGGAUGGUCUCCCAGCGUACAGUGUCUACACUUUCAGCGACAUUUCAGCUGGGUUCUUCCCGCAAGCUCGAGAGCGCUUCUCGUACGCGCCGAACAUGGACUACCGAUCCUUUGACAUCUCGAAGGACCCAUUUGAACAAGGCUUCAAGGCCAACACGUACGACGUCAUUCUUGCCCCGAAUGUCAUCCACGCCACCGAGUCCCUCAACAAGACUUUGUCCAACCUUCAGCCACUUCUACGUACCGGCGGUCUCUUAGUGCUCACUGAGCUCUGUGGUGUGGUGCGCACUCCCAACUAUGUCUUUGGGAACUUCUCAGGAUGGUGGCUGGGUGAGGCUGAUGGGAGAGAGUGGGAGCCCUAUGUCAGUGUUGAGAGAUGGGACCACGAGCUCAAGGCGGCUGGCUUUUCCGGAGUUGACACUGCUAUUCUCGACACCGAAGAGCCUUUCAACUAUGGUGCUGCUGUUGUCAGUACCAAGGUGGACAAUGGCAAGAACCCGAAGGAUCUCGUCGACACCAACAACGUGUCCAUUAUCACGACGGAGCCUGAGAGCGUUCUGGCCAAGAAGUUGGUGGCAGAGCUCAACGAGUCCGGGAUGCCCACCAGCGUGCAUGACUUGUCCGAAGCUGCCAGCCUGUCCCCGGACGCUGAUAUUAUCUCCCUGGUUGACCUCGAGAUCGACUUCUUCCAAAACAUCAGCCAACAGCAAUUCAAGAACUUCCAGGACUUCUUGAACAGUCACAAGACGGGGCGGGUGCUGUGGCUCACCAAACCAGCUCAGUUCUGCUGCCAAGAUCCGCAGUCAUCCCUUUCCAUUGGUCUCGCUCGCUGCAUCCGUGCCGAGUCUCAGAUUCCGUUCCAUACACUCGAGAUCCAGCCCGAUGAACCAUGUUUCGCCGAACUGGUGGUCAAGGUUCUGAACAAGAUUCGGCGGACUGUUGACGAUGAGUUGCUGUCUCCGGAUAGGGAAUAUCUCGUUGACCAGGGAUUUGUCAAGAUCGGCCGGUAUCAGCCACUGCUCGUUAGCCAAGAGCUCAAAGAGACGAGCUCGGUUGCUGCGAUUGACACAGGCGACGAUUUCAAGGAGCUUUUUGCUUCGAAGGGCAAGCUAGCCUGGGCAAACGAAACUCAACCAGACCUGGGAGAGGACGAGGUCAUCAUCGACACACGUGCCGUGGGACUCAGCUCCAGUGCCGACAGUUCAUCGCCCCAAAACGAUGAUGAUAUGCCUCUCCACCUCGAGAUAAUUCAGGUCUCCGGCAUAGUGUCAGCCGUCGGUCAAAAAGUUGGAGGGCUAGCUGUCGGCGACCGUGUCCUUGCUACAGCUACAGACUCCUCCAUCAAGACCAAGAUGGCUUGCGCCAAAUCACUGGUUCGGAAGAUCCCACAGAGUCUGGACUUUGAGGAUGUUGUGGCCAUGGUGAUUCCUUUCAUCACCGCCCUUGAGAGUCUUGCGAAUGUCGGACAACUCCAGAAAGGCCACUCUGUGUUGAUUCAUCCCGCAGCCACUGCCAUCGGCCAAGCCGCCAUCCAGAUUGCCAAGUCCAUCGGCGCCAAGAUUUAUGCGACGGCGGCCAGCGAAGAAGAGGCAGAGAUCCUCGACGAGGCCUACGACAUUGAUGUCCACCACAUUUUUACAUGCCAUGAAGAUUCUCUUGCCGCCGCUCUCAAGCGUGAAACCAGCAACUGCGGCGUUGACCUUGUCCUCCACUCAGUCCCCGGUGUCUCCAGCCAAGCCUUGAGGGACUGCGUUGCCGAUUUUGGCAAAAUUAUUGACCUAGGGGACACUGGCAGCAAUGAUGGAGAACCUCUUACCAUGAGGCGAUUCUUGAAGACCAGAUAUUACAGUUGUGUCAACAUAGCCCAGAUGGCUCGGAUGAGACCUCGGCGGGUGGGAGAACUUGUCAGGAAGAGUAUCCAGCUUUGCGCGGACGGCCUGAUCGAACCCAUAGGCUCUGCCGUGUUCGAAGCAGUCGAUAUUGAGAAAGCCUUGCAGCAACUCAAGGACGAUCACGUUGACAACGUCGUGGUGAGGAUCCCUACAGAUGCCUCGACUCUCCCUACAACACCGCGCUACACCAAGCUCAGAAUGAGGGGCGACGCCUCCUACCUUCUCACAGGCGGUAUGGGAGGUCUUGGAGUGGGCAUCUCAAGAUGGCUUGUUGAGCGUGGGGCAAAGUCUUUGGUCUUCCUCUCUCGCAAUGCGGGCCAAAAGCCCAAAGACGAAGCCUUCAUCAGAGAGCUCGAGUCGUGCGGGUGCUCGGUAGUAACAGUGGCCGGCCAAGCCCAGUCCGUGGAGGACGUGCAGAGAGCCAUCUCGCUCGCACCGCUUCCCAUCAAAGGUGUCAUUCAUCUUGCCAUGGUUCUUCGCGACAAUCCCAUUGCCACCAUGUCGUAUGAGGAUUGGACAACAACAACCGCCCCAAAGAUACAGGGAGCUUGGAACCUGCAUAAGUGCCUCAAGGACCAAGACCUUGACUUCAUGGUGAUGGCGAGCUCCAUCAACACCAUCGUCGAAAGUCCAGGCCAGGGCAACUACUCGGCAGCCAACACGUUCCUCGAGGCAUUCACCCAGUAUCGACGGUCGCUCUCACUACCGGCAUCUGUGUUGAACAUCUGUGCAAUCGAGGAUGUAGGCUAUGUUGCCGAAAAUGCCUUUGCCAAGAAGAACAUCAAGUCUCAAGGCCUGUACAGUCUUCGAGAGAAGGAGCUGCUUGACUUUUUCGAGCUUGCUAUCCGACUUUCACCAGCUUCUACCACUACCACGCCUGACCUACCGUCAAGUCUAGUGGAGGAUACCGUGGUCGAUCAUCACAGCAAAUUGACACAGCAUCAUCCUUGGAGCAGCAAGGGGCAAGUUGUCAUGGGUUUGCGAUCUGAGAGCGAUCUCAACGACACAAACACGCGAACCAACUGGCGACGAGAUCGUCGAAUGGGCUUCUACCACAACUACAACAACACCGAGGCUACAGGCGAAGAUGAGUCUUCCAACAAGCUUGCCGAAUUUCUCUCCAACGCCGCCGACAACCCCAGCAUUCUCGAUGAAGCAGCCACUUCCGCCUUUUUGGCUCAAGAGAUCGGCAACAAGGUGUUCAAUCUCAUCCUCAAGGACGCCGAGAACCUGGACACCAGCUUGACACUGCAGCAGGUUGGACUUGAUUCACUCAUGGCUAUUGAGCUACGUCGCUGGUGGAAGCUUGCUUUUGGCUUGGAGAUCAGUGUGCUGGAGCUUAUGGCUACCGGGACUAUGGAAGCGCUUGGGGCCGUUGCUGCCAAGGGACUGAAGGGGAGAUUGGCUUCAAGUGGUUAG